Messenger RNA from Ustilaginoidea virens, 228 nucleotides. RefSeq lists its product as uncharacterized. The record is from RefSeq and is a predicted model, not a curated record. The coding region runs from base 1 to 228 and encodes 75 amino acids. The transcript has 2 exons. NCBI's taxonomy places the organism in Eukaryota, Fungi, Ascomycota, Sordariomycetes, Hypocreales, Clavicipitaceae.
AUGCCCGAAGGUCAUCAGUCCCCCCCGCCCGAGCGCCAAUCCGGCAAGCAGCUGCACGAGCCGCCUGCCGAGGGAUUCGGCACUACCCAAGUGGGCAACAAGGGCGAAGAGGUCCAGGCGGAAAUCCAGAACCUCGAGUCAAACCCCAAGGGGCCGUUGGAUCAUCACUUGAAGGAUAAAUUUCAAAAGGGAGAGGGGAAUUCUGUGGGAGCCAGCGUUCAAAAGUGA